AGGAAUUGUUUUGUUGUAGAAUUCAACCUUAAAAAAAUGUGGAGAUCACCGAAUGGAACAAUUCGUAAUAUCUUGAAUGGCGUUGUAUUUCGUGAGCCAAUUCUAGUGAAGAGUGUUCCGCGUGUAGUUCCUAACUGGACUAAACCCAUAAUUAUUGGAAGGCAUGCAUUUGGAGAUCAGUAUAGAGCCACAGAAAUAAUUAUCGAUCGCCCCGGUAAACUUAAAUUACUUUUCGAACCCCAUGAUGAUUCCAACCAACAGUGUGAAUUAGUACAUGAGUUCUCGUCUCCUGGAGUUUCCAUGGCUAUGUACAACACUGAUGAGUCUAUCACAGGUUUUGCUCAUAGCAGUUUUCAAAUGGCCUUGAAAGUUGAAAUGCCUUUGUAUUUAAGUACCAAAAAUACUGUUUUGAAAAAGUAUGACGGACGAUUCAAAGAUAUUUUUCAAGAAAUAUAUGAAAGGGAUUAUAAGAGUAAAUUUGAAGCAAAGAAUAUAUUGUAUGAACAUAGACUCAUAGAUGACAUGGUCGCUCAAGCCCUUAAAUCAAGUGGUGGAUUUGUAUGGGCAGCCAAAAAUUAUGACGGUGAUGUACAGUCCGAUAUUUUGGCCCAAGGAUUCGGGUCAUUAGGUUUAAUGACCAGCGUGCUAGUUACACCCGAUGGCAAAACUGUGGAAGCAGAGGCCGCUCAUGGUACGGUAACAAGGCAUUAUCGCCAACAUCAGCAAGGCAAAGAAACAUCUACAAAUCCAAUUGCGUCGAUAUUUGCCUGGACACGUGGUCUAGCACACAGAGCAGCAUUGGAUGAUCAUCAAGAGCUAUUAAAAUUUUCACAAGACUUGGAGAGAGCGUGCGUUGAAACCAUAGAUGUUAGCGGUAAAAUGACAAAGGACCUUGCAUUGACACUCCACGGCAACGACCUCAAACGUGAACACUACGUCACCACUGAUGAGUUUCUAGGCCAUAUUUCGAACAAUUUGAAGC
Molecule: messenger RNA, 982 nt
Organism: Racocetra persica
Lineage: Eukaryota; Fungi; Glomeromycota; Glomeromycetes; Diversisporales; Gigasporaceae
Source: the annotation of a GenBank genome assembly